Messenger RNA from Lycium barbarum (goji berry), 1597 nucleotides. Its product is annotated as protein ASPARTIC PROTEASE IN GUARD CELL 1-like. Gene Ontology annotation, molecular function: aspartic-type endopeptidase activity. The record is from RefSeq and is a predicted model, not a curated record. Bases 39 to 1463 code for a protein of 474 amino acids. Gene Ontology annotation, biological process: proteolysis. The transcript has 2 exons. Lineage: Eukaryota; Viridiplantae; Streptophyta; Magnoliopsida; Solanales; Solanaceae.
CACCUUCACUUCUUCCAUUCAUCAUUUCUCUUUACACAAUGGCAACCUCAUCAUUCUCCAAUUUCUUCUUUAUUCUCAUCAUCAUCUCUCUUUCUUUCCUUCCUUUUUCUCUAUCUCGCUCACCAAUUCCUUCACUUCGACACUCACAAACCUUCAACGUUGCAAAAUCCAUUCAAAGCACCCUUCAAGUCCUCUCUCAAAACUCCAAGUCUCUCCAACAACAAACCCUUUAUCCUUCAUCUCCUUCAACAUUCUCUGUAGCAAUAUACCCUCGUUCUUCACUUAUAAAACCCCAACACAAUAACUACACAUCUCUCACUCUCUCAAGACUCGCUCGUGACUCUGCCCGAGUUUCCUCACUAACCAAACCGGGUCGAACCAUGAUCCGACCCGAAGAAAUUCAAACCCCGAUUACAUCUGGAAUAAGUCAAGGAAGUGGCGAAUAUUUCGCUAAGCUAGGUGUAGGGCAACCUGCUAAAGAAUUCUACAUGGCUAUAGACACUGGAAGUGAUAUCAACUGGCUUCAAUGUGAACCUUGCUCCGAAUGUUACCAACAAACCGACCCGAUUUUCAACCCGUCCGAAUCCUCAACAUACAACCGGGUCACAUGUGACUCAUCCGAAUGCUCAUCCCUUGAUGUCUCGGAUUGUUCCACGUCCGACACGUGUCUGUAUCAGGUCUCGUAUGGAGAUGGGUCGUUUACUGCUGGAGAAUUAGCUACUGAAAGGGUGUCGUUUGGGAAUUCUGGUUCGUUUAAUAAUGUUGCUAUAGGUUGUGGACAUGAUAAUGAAGGGUUGUUUGUUGGUUCAGCUGGAUUGAUGGGUCUUGGUGGUGGUUCGUUAUCUCUUCCAUCUCAAAUUAAUGCAACGUCGUUUUCGUACUGCCUUGUGGACAAGAAUUCUGAUUCUUCAUCCACGUUGGAAUUCAAUUCUGCUGGACCUAGUGACGCGGUAUUUGCACCAUUGCUACGUAACUCAAAGAGGAACACUUUUUUCUACGUGGGUCUGGAAGGAAUCAGUGUUGGCGGCGAGAUGUUACCAAUUCCAGCAAACAUUUUCCAGGUAGACGAAACUGGACACGGAGGAAUCAUCGUAGAUUCAGGAACAGCAGUAACUCGUCUACAAACCACCGUUUACAAUUCUUUACGUGACACAUUCGUAAAAUACGCUCAGGAUAAAUUGCCGUCAACUGAUGGAUUUAUGUUAUUCGAUACUUGCUUUGAUUUAUCGUCGAUGAAAACAGCGAAUGUUCCGACAGUAGCAUUUCAUUUUUCAGGUGAUAAAAAGUUGUCAUUGCACCCGAAGAAUACACUUGUUCCGAUAGACUCGGAGGGGAAGUUCUGUUUAGCGUUUGCUCCUACGGAUGGAUCACUAGCAAUUAUUGGGAAUUCACAACAGCAGGGGACAAGGGUUAGUUAUGAUUUGACUAAUAACCUUGUUGGAUUUAGUCCUGAUAAAUGUUAGUUUGUAUUUUGAAGGAUUAUAGUGGAGAUGAAAUUUAUAGUGGCAUUAGCUGCAUUAAAUUAAAAAAGACUUUAUAUAGAAAAGAACAGAUCCAAUAAAAUAUUGGUAUGCUAUAAUGAAUUUAUUUACUAUAA